UGAUGGAUGCGUACAGGAAAUCAUUGGUUGGGCCCUCAAAAUAGAAGUUUUGUUUCCAAACCGAAAUAUGACUGAGAGGGUCGCUUUCUUGGUGAUUGCGAAAUUGCAGCUUCACAACCAACGUUCACUUGUAUUUUUACCCCAAAGGCUCAGAAAAUACCAUUUUACACCAAAAGGAAUUAUGACCACGUUCUGUCAGGGUCACCAAAGGGCUGACGUGAAGGCCCAUUUUCUCUUGCACUUUCAAGACUCCACACAAACAGGAAGCACACCAUGUUCAGGAUUAUUCUUUUGGUCACCCUGAUAUUUGGCAUUGCAGCCAAGCCAUAUAAGCCGUGGAAUAAAUUUAGCAGCAAAGUCUUCCAGGACACCAUGUCAGAAUAUGGAAAAUUGCCUUUAGAUGUGGAAGUGGAGGCUCCAGAGGACAUGGAUGAAACUGACUAUGAUAUUGACCCGAAAAUGAAGAUCUGGAAUAAUGUGGACGCCACAGGGACAGAAAAACAGUUUGCUGUGGCAGAAGUGGAUUUAGAUGAUGUUCAUCAUCCUUCUCUGAAGACAUUUCCAGCUGAAUAUGAAAAGGUUUUCAGUGAGGAGUCUGAGCAGGACCGAGAUGCCGUCGUCUACCAUGAAGCCAGAGCGCAACUAGAUGAAUAUCUUGCCCCGCUCACUGCUGAAUACAGAAUGGCCCGACUUGUACAACCCCAACCAGACAUGACUGAACCACUUGAUCGAGUGAGACGUCAUCUGGAGCCCGAGGUGGACGUGGAUGACUUGUACCAUUCUGACCAGCAAACCUGGAUGUCAAGUUACCUUGACAAUGACAACGCUGCUGCUCCUCUUGAUUGGCAGUUGGAAAGAAAUUACGACCAACCAGAGGAAGAUCUCGAUCAUCUCUACCACCUUUGACAUUUGGAAAUGCGUGCUUUUAUGUCCACCACUGAAUGUCUUUUAAUUCUGAAGAUGUAUGGUGCAAGUUGUUCGAAGGAGCAACAGAGUCAUAAUAAUAAAAUUUGUACCGGCCUUGUGCUAUGUUUGUAAAUUGAGGACGACUUGUGAUUCUUUUGACUAAAAAUUGUAUUAUGAUUAAGCUUCAAAAAAAUAUUCUUUGGGGUUUAAUCAAAAUGUCUUCAAUUCACAGGUAAAUUGAAUAAUCAAAAUAUAUGCAACUUCAUCUAUGAUUGGGAGGAAAAAAUUGUCAUGAUUGGUACGUUAUUAAUCCCAUGACCACAGUUGCUGCUGCUGCUUGUUGUUGUUGCCCCCCAGGGCAUAACUCAAAGCAGAGACGAGUGGUAAUAUUCAGACAGUCGCUGCAGCCAAGAA
Molecule: messenger RNA, 1320 nt
Organism: Syngnathus typhle (broad-nosed pipefish)
Lineage: Eukaryota; Metazoa; Chordata; Actinopteri; Syngnathiformes; Syngnathidae
Exons: 5
Coding region: 274-906 (210 amino acids)
Source: RefSeq, a predicted model, not a curated record